CUUUUUCCCCUCGCCUCGACCUCUCCUCCCCAACUCCAGAAAACACCCCCCAAUUCAUCCAGAGAGCCCCUCAUCAUGUCUCUGGCCCGUCUAUUCCGGCCAGCAGUACGCUCCUCGCGCCUCUACACCCCACGCACACCCCUCUACACAGCAUCAUCACCAUGUCUAUCGCGAAGAACCUACGCCAGCCAAAUGCCCGGCAACCCGGUCAUGGAAGUCUUCAAUCGGAAAACAAAGCAUAUCCAGAAAGACCGCGCUGCCCGGAACAUCGAAGAGAGCCGCAAGACCGACUACAUCAAAGACGAGGUUGCCACGCGACUAUGUGAGCGAUUGCUGGACAUCAAGCGCACAUUCCCUCAAGUCCUCGACCUCGGCGCCAACAGCUGCAACAUCGCCCGCGCACUCACCAUGCCCAAUCCCGACCCCGACGCUCCCAGCUCCCCACCCCUCAGCACCCGCAUCUCACACCUAACCUGCAUCGACACCUCGGAGGCGCUCCUCCACCGAGACGCCGACGAGCCCUUCAACGACCAAAUUGCACUCACGCGCCAAGUCGUCCCCGACCUGGAAACUCUCCCCUUCGCCGAGAACUCGUUCGACGCGGUACUCUCAUCGCUGUCGAUCCAUUGGAUCAACGAUCUCCCUUCGUUGCUGGCGCAGGUGAACUCGAUCCUGAAACCCGAUUGUCCGUUUAUUGCGGCCAUGUUUGGCGGAGAUACGUUGUUUGAGUUGCGGACGUCGAUGCAGUUGGCGGAUUUGGAGAGACGGGGGGGAGUGAGUCCGCAUGUGUCGCCGCUGGCGGAUGUUAAGGAUGUCGGGGGAUUGUUGAAUAAGGCCGGGUUUAAGAUGUUGACGGUGGAUGUGGAAGAUAUUGUGGUCGAGUAUCCGGAUACGUUUGCCCUCAUGCAGGAUUUGCAGGCGAUGGGGGAGAAUAAUGCGAUCUUGCAUCGUGAGUUGGGCCCUAUCUCGAGGGAUGUGUUGUUGGCCAACGAGGCGAUUUAUCGCCAGUUGCAUAUGGCGGAGGGGGAUAGAGGCCUGCCUGCUACGUUUCGGUUGAUUUAUAUGAUUGGUUGGAAGGAGGGUGAGGGUCAGUCGAAGCCAUUGGAGAGGGGGAGUGGGCAGCUGAAUUUGAAGGAUCUAUUGGGUGGUGGAUCCUUCUAGAGGACUGUUACUUGCGAUGAUGGUCUGUCCAUAUCAUGAUAAGAAGGUUAUGUAUAGUAUAGUGUAGAGGUGUAUAAUAUGGACGGGGCAAAAGAAAAAGGGACAUCUAGGAUAUAAUCCUGACGAAGCGAAGCACGGAAUGAGUACACAGAACAAGAACAAAAGAAUACACCUCCUCU
This is a messenger RNA of Aspergillus sclerotioniger CBS 115572, 1340 nucleotides long. RefSeq lists its product as uncharacterized. Bases 76 to 1161 code for a protein of 361 amino acids. Gene Ontology annotation, molecular function: S-adenosylmethionine-dependent methyltransferase activity. Gene Ontology annotation, cellular component: mitochondrion. Gene Ontology annotation, biological process: mitochondrial respiratory chain complex I assembly. The record is from RefSeq and is a predicted model, not a curated record. NCBI's taxonomy places the organism in Eukaryota, Fungi, Ascomycota, Eurotiomycetes, Eurotiales, Aspergillaceae. The transcript is spliced from 2 exons.